AUGACGACAACAGCAUUACAAUUAAAUAAUAAUUAUAUGAAUGUUCAACGGCAAUAUCAACCUCGUCGAAAUUAUAAUCAACAACAAAAUAGAACAAGGUCAGUAACACUUUUUUCAAAUAAUAUUAAUAGUACUCAGCCAUUCUCAGUUACAUCAGAUAGAGUAGUAGAACAAGUAAAUAGAAAUAAUAGAACACAUCCUAAUUUUCCAUCGAGAUCUUUAAUUAAAUAUUAUCCACAUAAGUUAAGGACUAAAGAACAAUUUCUUAGAGAUAAUGAACCACCAAAAGAAUUAGAAAAAGAAAAAGAUAAGAUAUUUUUAAUAGCAAAUAUUUAUUACCAACAGAGACAUUUUGAAGAAGAAAGUAAAAAAUGGAAAAUAUACGAACAGGUAGCUAGUAGUAAAGAACAAGAUUUAGAUAAGGACGGAGAUGAUAUAAGAAUGAGAGAUAUUGAAGAAAUUCCACAAGCAAGACCUUUUUCAGAAAGAUACUCAAAAAUAUUAAAUAUGACAGUUAGUGAUACAGAUAGUCAGAGUAAUGAAGAUAGUAAUAUAGAAGAUAAGGAUAAGGAUAAGGAUAAGGAUAAAAAAGAUAAGGAUAAGAACAAGGAUAAGGAUAAGAAUAAGGAUAAGGAUAAGGAUAAGAAUAAGGAUAAGAGUAAGGAAGAGUCUAGUGAUAGUAACAUCAAUAGUACAUCAGAUAGUGAGAAUAGUAAUAGUGAAGAAGAAGAAGAAGAAGAAGAAAAUAAGAAAAGAAAAUUACAAGAUACGAGUCUUUCACCAUCAUCCAAGAGAAAAACAUCAGAAAAAGAUAAUAUUUUAAGAAAGAAGAAAACGAAAUCAAAAAAGAAAAAGAAAAUUUCAAUUGAGAACGACCCACGAGCACCAGAAGGAAGUCCUAUUUUAUUAAUUAAUGAGAAUAGUAAUAAAGAACAAAUAGAUCAGAUACCUAAGAAGACAAGAGCAGAUACACCUGUAGAUAAAAAAGAAAAGCAUCGUCCAUGGAAUGCGCAUGUGCAUAUAAGAAAACCACAAAGAAUUAGAAUUCAACGAGAGGAAAUAUUUGAUGGACAAAUUCAAGAUUCAUCCACUGAGCUUCCGAAAACACCACCAGGUUUAAAUGAUCCACCACCAAUCAGUCCACGACAGAGCACACCGAAAACACCUAUUCCACCACCUCAGCCAUUAGUUUAUAGUCCCAAUCCUAUAACAUCAAAUACUAAAAAUGAAAAAGAAAAAGAUAAAGAAAAUAAUAAUAGUAAUUCGCCUAUUGUAGUACCUCGAAUAAGAUCAACAAUUGAGAUAGAAGAACAAGACCAUCAAAUGGAACAAGAUAGUAUCCCCCAUUCACCAUCAGUUAUUCCAAAAGAUUCUGAAAUUAAUAGAAUAAAUUUAUUUGACUUUCCAGUAAUUCCGAUAGAAUGUAAAUUUCAUUUUGAGAUCUUUCAUUUAAGAGCAAGCAUAGAAAAUAUUAAAUUACAUAGAGAAUAUUUAGAAAAGAAAUCGAAACAACAAGAAAAAGAAUUAGAAGAAAUUAUGAAACAGUUUGAAGGAGAUACACAUAGAAAAAUAGUACAAUUUGUUAAGAAUAGUAUAGAUCCAUUAAUAGAUAGUUUAAAAAUUUCGAAUCAGAAACGUUUAGAUAACCUUAUAUUAGACCAGAUGAAAGAGAAAGCUUUAAGAACAAUAAGAGAGAAGAGUAAUAAGGAUAGUUUAAGAUUAAUAGAACGAGCACAAGAAAGAUUUGAAAGAACAUUAGAAUUAAAGUUUCAGUUAGAUAAGUUAGAUCGUAGAUUUAAUGAGAACAUGCCCCCACCAGCUUUGAAUGUUAUGGAUAAAUUACAGUUCCGUAGUAAAGAGUUAAGUAAUGAGGUUAAAGAACAGUAUAGUGAGCAAUGGAAUAAUAUUUUGAGAAAGACUAAGUUAGACUUAACAUCAGUAAUGAGAAUAGCAAAAGUUAGUGAGAUAGAUAAGAGUGAGAAAGAACAUGUAGAGUUAGUAGAGAAGAUACCCGUAGAAAUAAGGCAAGCAUAUAGAGAUUUAGUACACGUAAUAGAAAUUAGAAAUAAUAGAAAAGUACAAAAGAAAUUAGAUUUUUUAGAGAAAAGGGAAUAAGAAUAAUAGGAAAAUAGCUAGAGCAAUAGAAAGGAAUAGUAAAGUUAAGAAUUUACACUCACAUUAUACCCCACUAGGAUUUCCCCCUCAAGUUAAUAAUAAAGUAUUAGAUUUAGGAGAAGAAGAGAGAAGAAUUUUAAAUUAUGGACCUAAAUUCGUACCUGAGAAUCCAAAACAGGCCUUAGAUAGAUUAGAAGAAGAGAUUAGAGUAAUGAAAGAUAAGGUAGCCGAAGCUUGGAGAAGAGAAACUAGAACAAUAGGUAGAAAUCCGGAAAAAGUAGAAGAAUUUGCGCAGAGAUUAGAAGAAGAAUUAAGGAAUAAGAUAAGUGAAGGAAGAGUACAAGACCCAUUAAUUGAGAAAACCUUAGAACAUUUUCAAAAGGAACAAAAAAAGGGUAAGGUUAUUUUCAGACAAACAGAUAAAUCCAAAGUAUUCCAUGUAGAUAGGCCUGAGACAUAUAUAGAGAAGUCGAUAGCUUAUAUGAGAAAGACAGACGCCUACCAAGAGAUAGAAGAAUCCCCAUUAGUUAGUAUGAUAGAAAAAACAGAAGAGUUAUUAAGAAAUUUAGUUAAUAGAAAAUUAUUACCCGGGAAAUAUUUUGAAAAAUUGAAACCAGACCCCAAAGAUGCCGAGUUACCCCAUCUUUAUUAUAAUCCAAAAGAUCAUAAGGUAGGAGAACCACUUAGACCAAUUGUUUCGGGGAUGAAAUCACCAACACAAAAAAUCUCGGCUUUUCUAGAUCAAAUUAUUCGUCCCAUUUUUGAUAAAUUAACCCCAUAUAGUUUGAGAAAUAGUAUAGAAUUUUUAAAGGAAUUAAAAAAUCAUAAGACUACAAACCAGACUCUUGUAUAUACAUUCGAUAUAACGGAUUUAUACACAAUGAUACCCCAACAAGAAUCGAUCUUAGCCAUUUGUGAGAUGUUAGGUGAGAAUAGAAUAAAUAAGGUUAAUGGAGAGAUACCCAUCAAUACGAUAAGGACCCUCUUUAGACAUGUUUUAGAAAAUGCGUAUUUUGCCCUUCAGUUACCCGGUGAGAAAGUUAAGUACUAUAAGCAAGUUAGAGGAGGACCCAUGGGAUCAGAGUGUACUCAAGUCUUAGCAGAUGUUUAUAUGAGAAAGUGGGAAAAACAGUUUAAGGUAGAUCAGGAUAAGGAAGGAGAGUUAUAUUUUAGAUUUAGAGAUGAUAUUUUUAUUACUAGUAAGAAGAGUAAGGAUGAGAUAGAUAGGAUAUUAACUGAAUUAGGUAAGAAAGAUAAGAAUAUAGGAUUAACUUUUGAGACAGGCUCACAUGUAGAUUAUUUAGAUGUAAGAGUAGAAGUAGAAAUUCCCAACUUUAGAACUAAGGUUUAUAGAAAGUUAGCGGCACAACCUUAUAUCCUACCGUUUAACUCAGCACACCCUCCUCAUGUAAUGAAGAAUAUUCCCUUCUCAGCACUUUUACGAGCAGUAAGAAUAUGUUCCCAUAGAGAAGAUUUAGAAGAAGAGAUUGAGAAAGUUAGAAUAACCCUACUUUUGAAUAAAUACCCGCCUAAAUUUAUAGACAAACAUUUUCAGAGAUUUUUUGAGACAUUAACUGAAAAAAAGGAUAAAAAUUUACUUCUUAGCGAGAGACAUAAUGAAUAUAGAAAAAAAGUCUUAGAUGAAGGAUGGAAUAAAAAAGAGAAACCCGGGAUAAACUUAAGUAGAGAUAUUAUGGUCCACUUCACGUAUACCCCCAGUUUAGCACGUUUCGGGUCAAAGUUUCAUCAAAUUUGGCAAGAGAUCUUUGAAGAAACCCCACUUAGCGAUAUCCCAAUUAUUUUUGCGCAUAGAUUAACGGAUAAUUUAAAAAAGAUACUAGUUCAUAAGAAACCACCUAAGACAGCAGUUAAGGCACUAGUAGAAGAGUUAGAACGAGAAUAGAAUAAGUUAAUAGAUGUCCCCUUCCCUCUUUUUUGUUUUCUAUUUUUAGUAUCGUCGAUAAGAUCGAUGAGAACAACGAAGGACCUGGCCGAUAUUGUUUUUAGUUCUUCGUUCUGUUUUUUGUUUUUUAUUAAGUUAUUUGUAAUACUUAUAUAUUUUUGUAUGUGUAAUAUUUUUUGUGAUAGGGUUGAGAAGGCUGCUCCUCUGAGAUAGGGUUGAGUGGCCAGUUGAGUAAGUUUUUUCUAAUCUUUUGAGUAUAGAAUGUUAGUUUUGAGUCGUUGAGUAUUUUAUUAUUCUUUACUUGAGCAACUCGCUUUUCCCGCACCCACACCAUUGAGAUUGAGCUGUGAGAGAUAUAGUCAGAAUAGUACGACAUCUAUGAGAGUAAUGACCCCUAUAUGAGAAUAGUGACCCCCAUAGAACAAAGGAAUUUUUCUUAUUGGACGAGUAUAGAGAACAAUAGACGAGAGCAAGGAGAGGAAAAGAAGGAAAGAAUAGAUAGUCAUUCAUAGCCUGAAGAAAUUCGAAACGCGUCGCUUCUUAUUGUCAAAGUUAUUUAUUGUUAUUCAAUAAAAUUCAAUAAAAUUACAUUAAAAUUAUAUAAAAAAUUAUAAAUUAAAUUAAAUUUAUUAUUACAAAAAAAAGUUUGCUCUCAUUUCUCUAAAGAUAUAGCUUUUUUCAAACCAAAAAAGUUAAACAAAUUUCUUUUUUUCUUGACUCCUAAAACAAGUUGUUUAUUUUCUAUCCUAAAAAUAUUUAUUUCAUUCAAUUUUUCUCAUAUAAAAACUAUUUAUUUCAUUCAUUCAUUUUUUCUCAUAUAAAAUUACUUAUUUCAUUCAUUUUCUUACAUAAAAUUAUUCAUAUCAUUUAUAUCUCCACAUAAAAUUAUUUAUUUCAUUUAUCUUUCAAUCUAAAACAUUUAUUUCCUUACAUAAAACGAUUUAUUUCAU
Rotaria sordida is the source of this 4968-nucleotide messenger RNA. Lineage: Eukaryota; Metazoa; Rotifera; Eurotatoria; Philodinida; Philodinidae. The record is from the annotation of a GenBank genome assembly.